GCUUUUUUAUCUAUAAAACCCUAACCCCAAAAUUGCCAAUCUCUGUGCUUCAAUCGAAGGGAAAAAAAGGAAAAAAGAAAGAAAACCCCAAAAAUGCUAGAGCUUAGGCUAGUUCAAGGUUCGCUUCUGAAGAAAGUAUUGGAAGCGAUUAAGGACUUGGUCAACGAUGCGAACUUUGACUGUUCGGCGACCGGAUUCUCAUUGCAAGCCAUGGAUUCAAGCCACGUGGCUUUGGUGGCUCUGCUGCUCAGAUCGGAAGGUUUCGAGCACUAUCGUUGCGAUAGGAACCUUUCCAUGGGGAUGAAUCUCAAUAACAUGUCUAAGAUGAUGAAAUGUGCUGGUAAUGAUGAUAUCAUCACAAUCAAGGCUGAUGAUGGCAGUGAUACUGUUACUUUCAUGUUCGAAAGUCCCACACAAGACAAGAUAUCGGAUUUUGAGAUGAAGCUGAUGGAUAUUGAUAGUGAACACCUUGGGAUUCCAGAGGCAGAGUAUCAAUCUAUUGUGAGGAUGCCUUCAGCUGAGUUUGCUAGGAUUUGUAAAGAUCUUGCUAGCAUUGGUGAUACUGUUGUUAUCUCUGUAACCAAGGAAGGUGUGAAAUUUUCCACAAGAGGUGAUAUCGGAACUGCUAAUAUCGUUCUCAGGCAAAAUACCACGGUAGACAAACCUGAAGAAGCGACUAUCAUAGAGAUGAACGAGCCCGUUUCAUUGACAUUUGCAUUGAGGUACAUGAAUUCAUUUACAAAAGCAACUCCAUUGUCGAGUACGGUGACGAUUAGCUUAUCUUCGGAAUUGCCAGUUGUGGUUGAGUACAAGAUAGCUGAAAUGGGUCAUAUUAGGUUUUACUUGGCACCCAAGAUUGAAGAGGAUGAAGAUGAGACUAACCCAAAAGGUUAACUUGAUUAAAAAAAAAUUUGGGGUUGGAUUUAGUUUUCUUGGUACACUGAAAAUGGGUAUUUGAUGUUUAUGCCAUUAAUGGUUUUCAUUGGGGGUUUUCUACUUUAGGGUUUCAAGUUUGUAGCUGAACAUAAAGUAGUUUAGGAUUUUGAUGGAUGAUAAGUUAUUUGUUGCAUUUUUUUAAUCUUGUUUGUCUUUACUUCUAUUGCAACUUAAUAGUUUCUCUUUAA
Molecule: messenger RNA, 1124 nt
Organism: Gossypium raimondii (Peruvian cotton)
Lineage: Eukaryota; Viridiplantae; Streptophyta; Magnoliopsida; Malvales; Malvaceae
Product: proliferating cell nuclear antigen
Exons: 4
Coding region: 94-894 (266 amino acids)
Biological process (GO): mismatch repair; leading strand elongation; regulation of DNA replication
Cellular component (GO): PCNA complex
Molecular function (GO): DNA polymerase processivity factor activity; DNA binding
Source: RefSeq, a predicted model, not a curated record